Nasonia vitripennis (jewel wasp) is the source of this 3299-nucleotide messenger RNA. RefSeq names its product sensory neuron membrane protein 1. The transcript has 9 exons. The coding region runs from base 605 to 2194 and encodes 529 amino acids. The record is from RefSeq and is a predicted model, not a curated record. NCBI's taxonomy places the organism in Eukaryota, Metazoa, Arthropoda, Insecta, Hymenoptera, Pteromalidae. Gene Ontology annotation, molecular function: scavenger receptor activity. Gene Ontology annotation, cellular component: cytoplasm; membrane.
CUUUUUCUGUUGCGCAUAUGAUCGUGUAUCUACGUUAUAUGUGUGUGUGAGAGAAAGUGUUCUUGAGGUUCGACACAGUGCGGGUUGAAUUUCCCUGUUCAGUUCUCUGUCACCACUCGGAGGGGUGCAGCGAAUUAGCAUUUCGCGUUCAUCGAUCAGUUAUAAUUUUUCUUUUCUAAAAUUCGAACGAAAAAUCUCGAAAUAUAGUUAAUACAUGUAACAUUUGUAAAAAAUAAGUUAUUACAUAAUUGACAUUUUAGAUACUGUUGUUUUGAAAAGUUCUGCAAUUUUCCGCGAAUAAUUUUCCGGUGUUUUUCAUAAAAAGAUUUGUUGGUAAGAGUUUUUAGUGGCUUACCGAUUUGUGCGAAAAUCGAUGCGAAUUACGCGUAAAGGUGAAAAGUGCUUUGGGUAAAGCGCGAAGUCUUAUAGGCUUUAUUAUUGAGCCACGUUUCGUCAAGGUGAGCAAUCAAGGAACGCGCCUUUGUUCGCGGGCUUGAGACUAGCCGCUGCGAAUGUUCGGGCACGUCUCCGCAACUCGAGCAAAUUUCGACUAUUCGUCGCAGUCUUGAACGAUAUCGUCGAGGAGGACAAAUCGCGCAACAAUAUGGCUCUCACGAAAAUCCAAAAGAUCGGCGUCGGCGGCAUCUGCAUGUUCAUAUUUAGUUUUCUCUUCAGUGGUGUUAUACUGCCGCCUAUAGUGAAGCACGAAGUGAAGAAGAAAGUGGCUCUGAAGCAAGGCUGGAUGAUGAGAGAGGUGUGGGGCAAAUUUCCAUUUUCAUUCGAGUUUCAUUUCUACAUGUUCAAUGUAACGAAUCACAUGGAUAUCAAAGGGGGGGCCAAACCCAUUGUCGCAGAAGUUGGUCCUUUCGUUUACGAAGAAUGGAAAGAAAAGGUAAAUCAGGUGGAUCACGACGAAGACGAUACCAUCUCGUAUAACGCGAAAAGCACCUUCAUUUUUAAUGCUGAAAAAAGCAAAGGUCUCACUGGCGAGGAAGAAGUCAUAAUGCCUCAUUUUUUCAUACUCGGAACAGUCAACAGUGUGUUGAGAGAUAAAGCUAGCGCCAUGCCUAUCGUUUCUAAGGCCCUCGACAGCAUAUUUAGAAAGCCAGACAGCAUUUUCGUGAAAGCAAAGGUCAGAGAAAUACUAUUCGAUGGCAUCGUGAUCGACUGUAACGUUAAAGACUUUGCGGGUUCUGCUGUGUGUAAUGAAAUAGCGCAGAACUAUGAAGAGUUUCGUUUGCAAUCUAUCGGCGACAAUAAAUACUCCCUGUCUCUGUUCGGUUUGAUCAACGGCACGGAAAACAAAGCCCGACAUCGCGUGAAGAGAGGCUUGAAGAAUAUCAUGGAGGUGGGGAAAGUCGUCGAGUACGACGGAAAAAACAACGUCUCAGUAUGGGACAAUGAAAUCUGCGACGCGUUUAACGGUAGCGACGGUAGCGUUUUUCAUCCCUACUUCGACAAGAAAGGAAAGGACGAUCUCGUUGCCUUCAAUGCUGACCUCUGUCGGAGUGUCAUUUGUCAUUACGAUUCGGAUACUAAAUUUGCCGGUCUCAAGUUGCUGCGGUACACGACGGAUUUGGGUACCGAUGUAGAAAAGUAUCCGCACCACAAGUGUUACUGUGUGACACCAGAUAGAUGUCCGAAAAAAGGCGCCAUGGAUAUCUUCAAAUGCGUCAACGCACCGAUUAUGAUCACGAACCCGCACUUUUACCUCGCCGAUCCAUGGUAUGUCAGCGCGAUCGAGGGCGUCAAACCGGAUAGGGAGAAGCAUAUGAUAAUGAUCGAUAUCGAUCCGUUCACCGGUUCGCCGAUUCACGUCCAUACGAGAGCGCAGUUCAACAUGUUCCUCCAACCAGUGGAAAAGUUCAAACUGAUGAAGACUUUCCCCAAUGCUUUGCUGCCACUCAUAUGGUUCGACGAGAUCCUGAUUCUGCCAGAUUUUCUGCUGAAGGAAAUUAAGGGUGGUCAUCGUCAAGUUGCAAUGGCGAAGGUAUUCAAAUUCCUCAUGAUGUUCGGAGGACUGGGAAUGGCUGGAUAUGCUGGAUUCAUGCACUACAAGGCUACUCAAGGUGAGAACACAACGGAGGUGAAAAAAGUGCCGGUGAAGAGCAGCCCCAACGGUGUGGGAAGUGGCGAAAAGAAAAUUAAUAUCAGUACUAUACAACCGGCGCCGCUUCCGCCCAAUGUUGACUGAUGAGUUUAGAAAGGGGUUAUGUUUGAAUUGUUGUUAACAGUUGGUGGGUCUUUUUUUGAGUUUUUAAUUCCAACAAAUAUUUGAUAAAGUUAGACAUCGUCAGAAGAUUCUGAUUAUGAGUAAUUACUCAUCAUAAAAGGUAUAAUUAUUGGUUUACUUCUGAUACACUAUUAGUAUUUGAUUCUGCAAAAUUUGUCGCUAAAACUAGAAACAAUCGGUUAAAUACAGUAUUGAAUAAAUGAGAAACUUGUAUAUUAUGCAAGAGUGCGUAAAGUAGGUGAUCCCCGCACGACUAACAUUUUGACGUGGAUAAGAGUGAUAAUUUCGUGUAAUAUACUAAUAUUAUUGUAUACUUCAAGCAUUUGACUUAUUCUUAUAUAUUAUAUGGUUUAUAUAUCAUGUUUUCAUAUAUUUAUCUUACGUUAUAUUAUUUGAAAAAUUAUUUUCAAAAUAUUUUUUUGCUAAUAGAAGGUAGUUUUGAAUUAAUAAAUGGUAUAUUGUGCAACUAGCUCUGUACUAACCCAAAAUGACAAUAUUGUAAUAUGCAACUGUGAAGUUCCAGUUUUUAAAGCAAUCGCGGUAUUUAUUACGCACGACUUGUAAUUAUCAACCUGUAUGUGUGUAAAGUCGUGUGCAAAGUGCGCUGCCUGCACUUUAGAAUCAAGUUCAUUUACAUUAUUUGCUACGAUAUGCAGGUGUUUUCGGUGAUUCAUUUUUUAUCAGGAGACUUUACCUUCAACCACACUACCCAAUGUCCUCUACUUUUCAUUCAAUACACACAGACUGAACGACCUUUUGGUAGACCCUCUAUCAUACACGUGUAAAAACUUGGAUAUGCAUGACGUGCGUAAAUUUGUAUUGAAUACAUCCCUGUUCUAUACACGCAUUUGUUGCAUAAUGUACUAUUUUAUAGAUUAUUCUCUCGAUGUGUUAUGCGCACAAGAUUUACUACCAAAUUUUUUAUAUGAAAUCGAUUCAUGAAUGUCGUGCUCAAAUAUUGUAAAUAAUAUGCAUUAAUUAUGACAUGAUUAUACUUGGUUUAUUUUAUCCACAAUUAUUCGAUGUUAAUUAAGGGAUAAAGAUACAUCUGCCUUUGUAAAAAUGC